AUCCUGACAGAAAGCAAAAUGUUGAGCCAUGUAGCUUCUUCAUUAAUAGCUUUUUAUAUCUUUUGGGCGAGCAUUUCUUCGGGCGAUGCUGGCCCAUUGGAUGCAUUAACAAGUUGGGCACGAGCUGACAGAAUUCCCAUUGACGUUAAUCUUCCGUGGUUACCUUUUGAGAACGAGACACGUUGUUAUGGCGAAUUAGGUUGUCUCAAUAUCACCCGGGAUUGGUAUCAUCUCAUCCAUAGACCUUUUAAUGUCUUUCCUCUGCCACGAAGUGUUAUCAAUACCCGAUUUAUUUUGUACACCGAAAAAAAUCCAACGGAAGGGCAGCUACUGAAUGCCGACGACGAUGGCGAAAGCAUCAAGAAAUCCAACUUUAAUGCGUCGCAUCCCACGAAAUUCAUCAUUCACGGUUUCAUAGAUACGCCAUUGUCGAAUUGGGUUUCCGAGAUGCGUGACGAGCUAAUUACGCGCGGAAGUAUGAAUGUGAUUGUCGUGGAUUGGGCAGGCGGAUCGUUGCCAUUGUACACUCAAGCGACAGCAAAUACGCGUCUUGUUGGUUUGGAAAUCGCACAUUUGAUUGAAAAGUUGCGCGAUGAUUUCAAGCUAAAAGUUGAGGAUGUUCAUCUGAUCGGACAUUCGUUGGGGGCACAUACUGCGGGAUAUGUCGGCGAAAGAAUUCCCAAAUUAGGGAGAAUAACGGGACUUGACCCUGCUGAACCGUAUUUCCAAGGCAUGGGAAAUGCCGUGAGACUUGAUCCGAGUGAUGCGCUAUUUGUCGAUGUCAUUCACACAGAUGGCAGAAGUUUCUUACUUUUGGAAAUCCCGGGUUAUGGAAUGAGUCAAGCCUGUGGGCAUUUAGAUUUUUAUCCAAAUAACGGAAAAGAACAACCUGGAUGUGCUUUGUCGCAAGAGGGCGCUGCUGUAAUUCCCUUAACUCUCAUCAAAGAUGGCAUUGAAGAAGCUUCAAGAGUUUUUGCUUGUAAUCAUGUUCGAGCAGUGAAACUUUUCAUCGACAGUAUUAAUGGGAAGUGUCCUUAUGUAGCGCAUCGUUGUCCGUCGUAUCAACAUUUUAUGGCGGGAAAAUGUUUCAAAUGUACAGCCGGAAAUUGUGCAUUGAUGGGAUAUCAUAGCACAUUGCCGAUCACGACGACAACAACAAAUUCGUCGGAUGACUCGAAUGACGUUGUGCCGAGACAAAAUACGGAAAUUGUUCGAGAGCCUGCAGCGCCUCAACCGGGCAAAUAUUUCCUUGCUACGGGAAAGGAAUAUCCUUUCUGUCAACGUCACUAUCGCUUCACAAUUGACUUGGCGAAACCCCGUCUUGCUGAAUCUUGGGUUCAAGGCUCCUUAAGUGCAGCAAUUUUCUCGGAUCGCGGAGCUGUUCGAAACAUUGAAUUGACUCCAAAAGGACAAUCUGCGAGAUUAGAGCACGGAACAACUUACCAAAUUGUUGUCACAAAUCCUCAUGACAUUGGAGAACGGAUACGAAAGGUUGAGUUACAUUGGGCACACGAAAUGAACGUUUUAGAGCCCCGAACAUUCUGUAUCCCGCUUUGGUGCAACGAUCAUCUCUACGUUAAAUCAAUACAAGUUGAAACUAUGCAAAUGCCAUCGAGAGAGAAACGUAAUACUGAAUACCCGAGCAAACUUUGCGCGCCAAAACGAGACUUUGCUGAUAUCGCGAAUCGUGGAUCAUACGCUUUUUAUGACUGUAAAAAAUAAACUCUCUGUUUUUGUUUGUUAUUUUUUUGUAUGUAAUAAGACUCUAUAUUUACUAAGUCAUUAUUUAGUUAAGUUAACGCAAUAGAUAACUAAAUUAGUUAAAUUUUUGUACU
Molecule: messenger RNA, 1835 nt
Organism: Culicoides brevitarsis
Lineage: Eukaryota; Metazoa; Arthropoda; Insecta; Diptera; Ceratopogonidae
Product: pancreatic triacylglycerol lipase-like
Biological process (GO): lipid catabolic process
Molecular function (GO): triacylglycerol lipase activity
Source: RefSeq, a predicted model, not a curated record